Messenger RNA from Pseudophryne corroboree (corroboree frog), 5066 nucleotides. RefSeq names its product probable cation-transporting ATPase 13A5. The record is from RefSeq and is a predicted model, not a curated record. Gene Ontology annotation, biological process: polyamine transmembrane transport; intracellular calcium ion homeostasis. The transcript is spliced from 30 exons. Gene Ontology annotation, molecular function: P-type transmembrane transporter activity; polyamine transmembrane transporter activity; ATP binding. Gene Ontology annotation, cellular component: late endosome membrane. Bases 78 to 3617 code for a protein of 1179 amino acids. Lineage: Eukaryota; Metazoa; Chordata; Amphibia; Anura; Myobatrachidae.
GGCCGGAAGUGGGCGGAGCUACACGGACCAGGCUGCUGUACAGAGGGAGACUGGCUUAGGAAAUCUUUGGCUACAGAAUGAGCGUUCCAUGGAUUAUCCUGUGUGUGAUUGGUUACUUUAUAUCAGGUGGGAUUCUUCUGCUGCUGUUCUAUUGGAAGCCAGAAUGGAGUGUGUGGGCAAACUGUGUCCCAUCUUCUUUGGAAAAAGCCAAUGUCAUUUUGCUAAGAUCAACUGAUGAAAGAAAAAAAUACACCAGAAAGAAAGUGCGCCGGGUUAUUCUGAAUGCCUUUAAAGAUUCACUUCUGAAUGGGUCGGAAUGUUCUGCCAUCUCUGAUAAAAACUCUGUUUUAAAUAAAGCUAUUAGAAGGCCAGAUCUUAAAGUUAAAUUCAUUAGAGUGCAGAAAAUUCGAUAUGUGUGGAACUACUCUGAAAAGAAGUUUCAAAACAUUGGGACUUUGGAGGACGAGCUUUCUUGCUUUAGCAUUCAUUCAAAUUAUGCAUCUGGUCUGAAAAAGGAAGAGCAAGCAAUCAAGAAGUUAGUGUGUGGAUAUAACACAAUCGAAGUUGAAAUUGCUCCAAUUUGGAAACUCUUCAUUUAUAAGGUGUUAGAUUUGCUAUAUAUGUACCAGUUCUUUGCUAUUACCCUUAUGUUUGUUGAAAGCUAUCUGGGAUUUGGCAUUGCCAUUCUGCUAUUAUGCACCUGCAACAUAACUUUAUCACUCAUAGAACUACGAAAGCAAUCUUCAAAGCUUCAUCAUUUGGUCAAAGCUCAUAAUAAUAUGAAGGUGACUGUCUAUCAAAGAGAUGGUGUUUGCAGCCAAGUUGAGUCUCGCCACUUAGUUCCAGGGGACAUUGUUGUUUUAUCCGGCAAAAACUUUUUUAUGUCAUGUGAUGCCAUUCUGAUUAAUGGGACAUGUGUUGUGAAUGAAGGAAUGUUAACAGGUGAAUCUAUUCCUGUGACGAAAACUCAGCUGCCAAGUUUAGAUGACACAAUGCCUUGGAGACAGUACAGUGGAGAAGAUUAUAAACGCCAUGUACUAUUCUGUGGUACUGAAGUAAUACGGACUGAAUCCACUGCACAGGGUCCAGCUAAAGCCGUUGUGUUAAGAACUGGUUUUAAUACAACUAAAGGUGACAUGGUGAGGUCCAUACUGUAUCCAAAACCUUUAAACUUCAAGCUCAACAGAGACGUUAAGUGGUUUUUCAUAUUUUUGAUAUGUCUCGCUAUCAUUGGAAUCAUCUAUGCUGUUACCAUAUAUGUACAGAGAAAGGUUCCUGCUAGGAGAAUUAUUGUGGAAACCCUAGUUCUUGUAAUUUGCGCAAUAUCUCCUGUUAUACCAGCUGCCCUGAUGGUUGGGAUUCUUUAUGCAAAAAGGAGAUUAAAGAAGAAGCGUAUAUUUUGCAUUAGUCCAGACAGAAUCAACAUGUGUGGCCAGGUCAACCUCUUCUGCUUUGACAAAACUGGAACCUUGACAGAGGAUGGACUUGAUUUAAUGGGUGUAAUACCAACAGCAGGCACAUGCUUUCAGAAAAUGGUUACUCUAAAAGAUAUUACUGAUCUAUCUUGGGGACCACUGUAUGCUGCUAUGACAUGCUGUCACUCUAUGAUCAUGGUUGAUGGGAAAUUACAAGGCGAUCCUUUGGAUCUAAAAAUGUUUGAAGCCACUAGCUGGGUAAUAGAAGAUACCUGCACUGAUGUUCAUGAUGAGUACUCUUCCCAAAAAAUGAUUGUCCGUCCUGGGCUAAACUCAAAAAUUCAUACAGUAAAAGGAGUGACAGUUUUGUUCCAGUACCCUUUCUCCUCCUCCAUGCAACGUAUGUCCGUAAUCACUAAGGUUAUUGGAGGAGAUGAGUUGAUUGUUUAUAUGAAGGGAGCCCCUGAGAUGGUGGCCAGUUUUUGCAAGACUGAAACAGUCCCCAGCAAGUUUUUAGAUGAACUGGAACGUUAUACAUUUCAAGGCUUACGAGUCAUUGCACUGGCCUUCAAAGUUCUCCAAAAUGGCAAUUGUGAUGAUUUGGAAAACAUGGAAAGGGAAGAAGUUGAAUGUGACAUGGAGUUUCUUGGAUUGCUGAUAUUAGAAAAUCGUCUUAAACCAGAGACCCAACCAGUACUGGAAGAACUGAAGGCAGCCAAUAUCAGGACUCUUAUGAUUACAGGGGACAAUAUACAAACAGCGACUACAGUUGCAAAGAACUGUGGCAUGAUUCCUGAUGGCAGCAAAAUUUUUCUGGUGGAAGCUCAUGGACCUGAGGAUUCUUCUCCAGCCUCUGUCACAUGGAAACUUUUGGAGUAUCCAAUGGAUAAAGAAAAUGCAAAAGAUCUCUGCAUCAACAUUGAAGACUUAUUAGAAACCAAAAUCCAGAACAAUGAUUAUACCUUUUCAAUGAGCGGCAAGACUUAUGAAAAUCUGGAUAAAUACUUUUACGAUUUGUUGCCAAAAAUACUGAUGAAUGGAACAGUUUUUGCGAGAAUGUCACCAGGGCAGAAAUCAACAAUUAUAGAUGAAUUUCGAAAGCUUGAUUAUUAUGUGGGGAUGUGUGGAGAUGGAGCCAAUGAUUGUGCAGCAUUGAAAAUGGCCAAUGCUGGGAUUUCUUUAUCUGAACAAGAAGCUUCUGUGGCUGCACCUUUUAACUCACAAGUCACAAAUAUUUCCUGCGUUCCAGACUUACUCAAGGAAGGACGAGCUGCCCUUGUCACAUCUUUCUGCAUGUUUAAAUACAUGGCAAUGUUUGGAUUAGUCGAAUAUACCAACACACUGCUGCUCUACUGGCAACGAAACAUUUUUGGAAAUAAUCAGUGGCUCAUACAUGAUUUUGCUAUUGUGUUUGCAAUCUUUUUUACAAUGAGUUCUACUCCUGCAUAUCCAAAACUGGCAAAGUACAGACCACCAGGGCAGAUGAUUUCUCCUCCUAUGCUGUUCUCAGUGAUCUUCAAUGUUCUAUAUACCAUCGCCAUGCAGACAUAUGCUUUUGUCAUGGUUCAGCGGCAGCCAUGGUAUAACCAAACGAACAUUUACAGUGCAUGUAAUGCAGAAAACAAAAGCUUAAAUUACAAUCUUACAAAUGUGUUAAUUCACGAAAGUAAUCAAGCAAAUUAUGAAAGCUUUGAGAGCACAACUUUGUGGCUGAUAACAUGUGUGCACCUGGUGAUCUUAUCAUUUAUCUUUUCCAAGGGAAAACCUUUCCGAAUGCCACUUUACACCAACUACUUAUUUGUGGCCAUACUAACUAUAGAAGCUACCUUCACCAUAUUCUUCAUAUUUGCUGACUUCAGAAGCUUCUAUCUGGUCUUAGAACUGGUCUGCACUCCCAUCAGCUGGAGAAUACACAUCAUAGUACUGCUGGCUAUUUGUCUUGUGGUGUUAUUUUUAGUGGAGGAGUUUAUUCUAGAUAACAGAGCUCUCUGGGUGGCUUUGAAAAGGUACUUAAAAUUAAAACCAGGAAGUAACUAUAAAAAGUUUCAGCUAAGUUUGGCGGUAGACAAAGCAUGGCCACCUAUUGGAACCACAAUAUAUAGCAGUAACAUGACCAAUGAGGACUACUACAAUGAGGACUAUAAAGCCUACACUAACCCUGCUUACAAGCAUGAAGAUGUUUCAAAUGAUCAAGGCAAAUAAAAAAAGAAAAAGAUGCAUCAAUGACAUGUUUAACAAUUAAUGAACACUAUUUGUGUGGAAUUAACAACCAUACCACCAAUGAUGGAGACUUAUAGUAUUGUUAUUUAUUUUUUGUUUUAUUUUGUUUUGUGGUUUUUCAAAGAGCCUCAUACAGUUUUUUAAUGAAUAGUAGUUUUAUACUUUGUGUCCUUUUCCAGAAACUUUGAUUGAAAUUUCUGCAAUAAAAUGCAGCAGUUGUGUUGCCAUAUUACGGCAGGAAAUUUUCCAAAAACAACAACAAAAAAACACAUUAUGAAUAUGUAAAGUGACUAAAUUAGAGAUGGGCGGUUCUGUUUCUGUGGAAACCAAAACCACCCAAACUUCUACAUUACAGGUAGAUCCGAGUCCUGGCUGGGAUCUUCCCACAAGGCUCUUAUCUAAAAAUGAGGCAAUAUGUCAUCUUCCCGGUGUCCGAUCUCACAUGUUUUGGAUUGCAUAAAGUCGCUCCCUCAUAAUUCAGUUGCCAUUUCAAACAAGACACAAGAGGGAGAGGGUGUGGGAUUGUGAGCUCUGAAACACAAAAAAAAGAUAACAAUCACACAAAACACACCUCACUAUAAAAAAAAAAAGCAGACAAGACACAUCACACACCAGUGGCAGUGACCAGAAGGAGAGUGUCUGGCACUGCUGUGCCACAAUGUUUCAUAGAUGUGCUACAGUAUAUUAUUUUAAACUGUUGUGUGUUUCUGCCACUGCUCUGUUGCUUAGUUUAGCCAGCCAGCCUUUAUUGGUACAAUAUUGUGAGCUUUGAGGUUGUCAAAAUUGACUGGAAAUUAAUGUUAUUGAGGUUAAUAGCACCGUAGAAACAAAAAAACAGGCAGAAAUUACAUAAUUGUAGCAACUUUUUUAUAUUUUUUAGAAAGGUAUUUUUUAGUAAGCUAAAAAAACAACAUUCUUUUAGCAACUUUUUAUUUUAUUUUAUUUUUUAGAAAGCUCCAAAACCAAAUGCAAAACACCUGAGAGUGGUUUUGCCAAAACAAACCAAUACAAUAAGGGCAGUUUUGGAAAAACCAAAGCUAAAACACUCAUCUCCAGAUUAAAUAAAACCUUAGGCAUGGAUAACAGCUUUUUUGAGAGAAAACAUAUUCACCCCAAAGAAGUAGCACUAAAUUGCUUUUGGGUUUUUUAACAAACUUUUACCACCUAAAUACUGAAAUCUGGUCAGAUAAAAGAUUGAAUAAGUAAAAUAAAUACAUAACAGAAAACAGUGACUGAAAAGCUCUGUCCCCUCCUUGUAUUUUUUUUCUUCUGCCCCCCCCCCCCUUUCUCUCACAUUGUCAGACUAGCCUUCAGAAUUUUGAAGCACAAGACCCCUCCCCGCCAACCACCACCAAUCCACCUCCCCCUUCCGGCCUCCCCAUUCCUCUUUUUUCCUUAUCUCUCCCUGGGGCAGAUGUAUUAACCUGGAGA